AUGAAGUUCACUGCUGAAAUCGCCGCUAUCGUGCUGGCCGCGACCUCGGCCAUGGCCGCUCCCUCCGCCAAGCGGUCGACCCAGAUCUCCUGCGACUCGUUCGGCUCGUACACGGCCGGCCAGUACACCAUCUACCACAACAACUGGGGCGCGGCGCAGGCCACCUCGGGAUCCCAGUGCACCUCCUUCGAUAGCAUCAGCGGGACCACCGUCGCCUGGGAGACCAACUGGACCUGGGAGGGUGGCUCCUCCUCUGUCAAGUCCUACUCCAACGCCGCCCUGGAGAAGGUCAACAAGCAGCUGAGCGCCGUCAGCUCUAUUCCUUCCAGCUGGAAGUGGACCUACUCCAACACAGACAUCGUCGCGGACGUCUCGUACGACCUGUGGCUCGCGCCCACCGAGGGCGGCACCAACUCGUACGAGAUCAUGGUCUGGCUGGCGGCCUACGGCGGCGCGGGCCCGAUCUCGUCGACGGGCUCGACCAUCGCGACGCCGACCAUCGGGUCCAACACGUUCAAGCUGUACUCGGGCCCCAACGGCGACACGACCGUCUACUCGUUCGUGGCGGACUCGCCCAUCGAGGACUUCUCGGGCGACAUGAUGGACUUCCUCAACUACCUCGUCAAGAACGAGGGCGUCUCCGACAGCAACUGGAUCACCAGCCUGCAGGCCGGCACCGAGCCCUUCACCGGCUCUGAGACCGUCUUCAAGACCACUGCCUACUCCCUCACCGUCGCUUAG
Molecule: messenger RNA, 741 nt
Organism: Diaporthe amygdali
Lineage: Eukaryota; Fungi; Ascomycota; Sordariomycetes; Diaporthales; Diaporthaceae
Exons: 2
Coding region: 1-741 (246 amino acids)
Biological process (GO): polysaccharide catabolic process
Molecular function (GO): cellulase activity
Source: RefSeq, a predicted model, not a curated record